Messenger RNA from Rhodotorula toruloides NP11, 3450 nucleotides. RefSeq names its product high-glucose-regulated protein 8. The transcript is spliced from 4 exons. The coding region runs from base 1 to 3450 and encodes 1149 amino acids. The record is from RefSeq and is a predicted model, not a curated record. Gene Ontology annotation, cellular component: cytoplasm. Gene Ontology annotation, biological process: mRNA destabilization. Gene Ontology annotation, molecular function: mRNA binding; N6-methyladenosine-containing RNA reader activity. NCBI's taxonomy places the organism in Eukaryota, Fungi, Basidiomycota, Microbotryomycetes, Sporidiobolales, Sporidiobolaceae.
AUGCAGCACAGCUCGCCACGACAGGCCGACUUCGGGCUUACCGCUACUGGCGCGCCUCCAUCGUCGUCCAUGGCGCCUCAGACGGAUUCCCUGUCGGCACCUCGUCGAACACUGUCUGAGCGGGUACCAUCUCCUGCGCUGCACCGCGGUGGCGCAGACGGCGAGAGGAGUGUUAGACAUCCUGGGCAGGGCACGGAGGCUGAGGGUGCGGCGUCGGGAGCGACCCUCACGCGCCGAGUGAAUACGCUCUCGACGACUGGCAGGAUGGUCAGGCUCGAGCGUAACAGGGCGAGGCUAGCAUUGCAAGGAGUCGGUCUCUCUGAGGAGGAUCAGGAGUUCUACGUCCCGCCCUCACCCGUUCGAGGUGGACCGUACUCGACCUGGACCGACCACGGUCAUGCCGAUCCCGCGACCUCUUCUGCCGGUGCGGCCCCUCCUUCAUCCGCCUCGACCGCCGAAGCGGCUUGGAAGCGCGCCGAGCAGCAGGAACAGCUUCAACCCGCCUUUUCGACUUCACUCGCCUCUUCCCCUCCUUCCGCACCGGUCGUUCCCGCCCCGCCCGAAUCGAAGCGCAGCUCGUUCGUCGUCGUGCGAGGAGGAAAGGGCGACCAGGCGCUUACGGAGCGCAAGUCGCAUCACCCGCACUCGUCAGUCUCGUCAGCGAAUGCCACUUCGCCUCCUCCGACUGCAUACCCAUCUUCGCCGUCUCAGGACGAUGGAGGCUCGCAGGACCAGCCUCUGCGGCACAAGAACUCGCUCAAACCGUUCUUGGAGCAGGAGAGGCAGCAGCAGGGCGGUCGGGAUGUGGAGGAUUGGGAGACAGGGCUCAUGGACGAGCGGAAGAGUGGCGCAGAGGGUCCUGGUGGUAUCUCGGAGGAUGACUGGCAGGACGACCCAUACUCGACGCUCAAGACUCCACCGCUUUCCGCCAACUCGUUUCCGACUCAGCUUUCUUCGCCCUUCGCUCCUGCCGGCGCAAGCUACCAGACGACUCAGCCUCGCCGCGGCAACACCACCGACCCGUGGCUUCCACCGUCUUCAGCUUCCGUCAUCCCCUCCCUCGCCGGCGCCAACGACGAUCCCGCCCUCGUCCGCCGCCACCAGUCGCUCAACUCGUUUCGCCGCCAGCGUGAGACCUCGAUCGAGCAGACGCUCUCGUCAUCGCCUGCCUCGAGCGCAGGCUGGCCGACGGAGGGCACCUCAGUGCUUGCCGACGAUCUCCACCAGCCUCGCCAACUCGGCUCAUUCGCGCUCGCAUCCGCCUCGACCAUCAGCGGCUUCGGCUCGCGCACCCGUUCCGGCACGAGUCCCGCCCCUCUCGCUCUCCACCACUCGCAUUCGCUCAACUACGGUCCCAGUACCUCCUCGCCUUCGCUCGGCGGCGCCCGCCUUACCCACUCGAACUCGCUCUCGUCUGCUCCAGCUGGUGCGACGGGUCUCCAUCACUCAAACUCGCUCGGUUCGAGGUCCGACUCGGGCGCGACGAGGGUCUUGAGUCCGGUCGUGAGCGCGUUUGGCGGUGCGAGGAGUCCUUGGAGUCCAACCGAGGAGGAGACGAAGCAGCUCGGGAUGAACACCUCGUUCGGCUCGUCUGGCGCGCCAGGCGGUGGAGGCGGGUCAGGCUCACUCAGUCGCGGCGGAAGCGGCAGUUCGCACGGGAGCCACUCGCACAGCGGUGAAGGCGUUAAUGGCGGAGGGCCUGUCUAUGCCGGCGGACGCUUCGCCGACGAGGUCAGGAAGCUCGACGACGCGAUGGGCGGGAUGCAGCUAGGGACGCUUACGGCGUCGCCCGGGCCGCUUGUUGCAGCCGGUGUUGUCGAGCGCAACUCGCCCAGCCCGAACGCCAUCGCCGGGCAGCAGCAACAGCAGGCUCCCGGACGUCGUCUCGCGCCGCUCAUGACGACUGCCGACACGCUCGGUCCCGCAUUCGGUACGCGUCAAGGUCCUGCCAGCGCGGCUGCCUUCGUCCCGCCCAUUGGACACUCGCACUUCCCGCACCACCAGCUAGACGGCAUCAGCGAAUACGGCCCGCUUCCGACGCACAAUGGCGCCGCACCUGCCACUUUCUUGCACGACCAGGCUCAGCAGCAGAUGCAGCAGGGUCAACCCGGCUCGCAAGGUCCGUCGCCCGCGCUCAACCAGAACGGUUUCGCCACGUACGACCCGUCCGCCCGUGCCAAUUUGACGGCUGUUCCUGGCCCGAGCGCGAACGACUGGCAUCGGCAGAAAGAGUUGCUCGUCGGCGGAGCGACCCCGACGGCUGCCAACCCUCGUCCUUUCCCUCCCGCUGCCGUCGGUCCGAACGAUUCGAACGCGAACGAAUGGCAGUCGCAGGCGGCCAUUCAGCAGAUGCACCAGCAGCAACAGCAGAUCUCGGCGCUUCAGGCGCAAAUGGCUCAAGCGCUGUCGGCCAUGGAUGCGAUGCGCGCCCAAGGCGCCGUCUUGCCCGCCAACUUCGAUCUCGGCGGCGCUCUCCGCGUCGUUACGAACGGCGUUGGUGGUCCUACGGCUAGUGGAGGUGCAAGCGCGAUGGCCGACUUGCCUGCCGAAACGCCCAUCGACAUCAACGGUCUCGUGCAGAAGAAGGGCUACAAUCCGCCUGUCUUCGACCUUCAUCCAAAGAACGCGCGCUUCUUCGUCAUCAAGUCGUAUACGGAGGAAGACGUGCAUAAGUCUCUCAAGUACGAGAUCUGGGCGUCGACGGACCUCGGCAACAAGCGUCUCGACCGCGCCUUCCGCGAGAGCGCCGACAAAGGCCCGAUCUACCUGUUCUUCUCGGUCAACGGCAGCGGCCACUUUGCCGGCAUGGCGCAGAUGCUCACGCCCAUCGACUACUCGAUGUCGUCGAACGUCUGGGCGUCCGACAAGUGGAAGGGAGUUCUCAAGGUCCGCUGGAUCUACAUCAAGGACGUCCCUCUCGCCGCGCUACGCCACAUCCGCCUCAGCAACACGCCCGAAAACAAGCCCGUCACCUCGUCUCGCGACACGCAGGAGGUUCCGUACGACGCCGGCCUCGAGGUCUUGCGCAUCAUCGCAAGCUACCAAAGUCGGACGAGCUUGUUGCAAGACUACGCCUGGUAUGAGGCGCAGUUCAGAAGGAAUCAGCAGAUCGCCGGAGAAGGGCAAGGCGUCAGUGCGGGCGAUGCCAGCUCGCCACAGCCGCCGCCGCAUUAUGCCCCGACGACAUCGCCCCAGCCGCCUCAGCAAGGUGGCGACGUCAACAAGUCGCCGCGUCAGCAGGCGGGUGGACGUCGGUUCUGGAAUCGCGGAGGAGGACCUGGCCAGAAUGGCGCACCCGUUGGGCCGCCUCGAGGUGGUCAGCCUGGCGCGCCUCCUCCCGUGCCUCAAGUCCCGCCACAGUACGCCAUGCCUCAGCAGCAACAGCAGCAGCCGAUGCUCCAGCAGCCUUACUACCCGGGUCAGCCGCCAACCGGUCCUGGCGCCUUCUGA